This is a messenger RNA of Salvia hispanica, 3996 nucleotides long. NCBI's taxonomy places the organism in Eukaryota, Viridiplantae, Streptophyta, Magnoliopsida, Lamiales, Lamiaceae. The record is from RefSeq and is a predicted model, not a curated record.
CUGAAACCCUAUGCCCUUACAUGGCAACGACAACCCCGCCUUCUUCAAUGGCGAAACGACAUCGUUCGCAGGUUCACGACGGCGCAGCUGCAGGCACGGCGGAGCUCAACUCUGUUUUCAUAGACACCAGCCUCGGUACUCACAUCGCCGUAUCCGUAUGCAGCUCCGACACUGUUUCAGACUUAAAAAAGAAGGUGACUGUGGCUCAUAAGCAAUCCUUUCCGGAAAUUGGUGAGAUAGAAGUCCACUCUGUGAAGUUGGAACGGAGAUCAAACUAUUAUCAUCUGUCAGACGAUAUGCUUGUUUGGACUGCGUUUGGCGAGGUUAACAGAAAUUGGUUUCUUUGGGUCACAGCUUCCAUUGUCCCCAGACGUCUCUCAGGAAGAAGCUCUAUGAAUGAUAUUGAUGAUGAUUGCAACGGUUUCAUAUCUGAUAGGAACAAGAAUGCAAUUGUUCUUUUUGCGUUGCCGGCUCGUGCUGCUCAAAAUAAUGCUGUUUCGGAGACCACUGAUUCUCACACAAGUAUUUAUGCAGAGGCACAUUGUAUGGGAACCGAGUCUCCUGUGAAGAAGAAACGUAAAGUGAGGCACACAAAAGAUGAAAGUCAUAAUUCUGGAUUCGAAGGUGGCAACACCAUGUUUUGUUCAAAUGAUAAAGAUGUGAAGCCUAAUAUGUCCGACUCAAUUGUUAAGGUCUCAGGUCUGAAGAAUGACGAAUAUGAUGAUGAGGGGAGGCUUCUGUAUGACAGAACUUACCUACCCAACAUAGCAGAAAAAGGUAAUUUUGGAAGCAUUUUGGACUACCAGAACCUAAAUGGUACUGAUAGACCGAAAGAGGACAAUAGGUUUGAGAGUGUGGUAAAUGAACUGGACAAUGAGGUUGUUUCCAAUUUUGUACAAGGUUCUUCAGCUGGAAUGAGGGAUGCUGCUUGUGAAGGUGGAGAUGUCAACACAUUGGGGAAAAAAAAGAAAAGGAAAUUUGAGAAAACAGCAGAAAACAAUCAUGAUAGAACAUAUAUGGAGCAGUUUGGAAAAGGUGAAACGACCAAGCCCUCUACUCUUAAACUGGAAGAAGGAAUGGGUUUGUCAUUAGAGAAUGAUCAUGAAGUUUUAAUGCCAUCAAACAACAAAGCUUCAGACCAUGUUAUUCCAGAUUUAUCACCGAAGGCAGAAAUCCUUUUGCAGAAUGCAGAAAAGAGUAGUUUUAUUGAUCAGAACUCCCAUAAACGUUUAGAUUCUGAUGAGAGAAAAGAAGACAAUGCAUUACAGAGUAAAAUAGAUCAUGAAGGCAAGGAUGUUCCAUCAAUGCAUUCAGGAGGUGUUAACACUAACAUUUCAGAUCCUUAUGCUACAAUAAUGGAUGCUGGAGUCGGAAAAGGGGAGGUGAAAUCGGAUGGGAAGAAAAGAAAGAAAAAGAAAGUUCACAAAACUGCAGAAAUCCAGCAUACAAGUGAUGUGGCACAUACUGAAAUUGGUGAAAUGAAUAAGCCUCUUACAGAAACUACUAGGUUGGAAGAAAAGGGUGCAUCUUUGGACCUUGAUAAUGAAAUUAUAAUGCCUGCUGAUAACAAAGCUCCUGACCAUGUUGGUCCGGAUCUAGCAUUGAAAGAGGCCAGUAUUAUGGGGGAUGCAGAUGCUGUAAUGGAACCUGGAAUCUCCAGUUGUGUUAAGAAGAUUAAGAAAAAGAAGAAAGCAAAGAAUUCUGUCAGCACAAAUACAGAGAAUUCAGACAUUAAAGAUAUUCACAGAGGUGCCAGAGGUUCUUUGGACUUGUCUUCUCCAUCAGGGGAUUAUAUCACCAAGGGAAUUGGAAAGGAUGAAAGCACCAUACUCAAUGAAGGAAUGGAUGUAGAGAUGAGACCAUUGGAUGCAAAAGUCCAGAAUCCAAGUGAUGUGGCACAUACUGAAAUUGGUGAAAUGAAUAAGCCUCUUACAGAAACUACUAGGUUGGAAGAAAAGGGUGCAUCUUUGGACCUUGAUAAUGAAACUAUAAUGCCUGCUGAUAACAAAGCUCCUGACCAUGUUGGUCUGGAUCUAGCAUUGAAAGAGGCCAGUAUUAUGAGGGAUGCAGAUGCUGUAAUGGAACAUGAAAUCUCCAGUUGCGUUAAGAAGAUUAAGAAAAAGAAGAAAGCAAAGAAUUCUGUCAGCACAAAUACAGAGGAUUCAGACAUUAAAGAUAUUCACAGAGGUGCCAGAGGUUCUUUGGACUUGUCUUCUCCAUCAGGGGAUUAUAUCACCAAGGUAAUUGGAAAGGAUGAAAGCACUAGGCUUGAUGAAGGAAUGGAUGUUGAGGCGAGACCGUUGGAUGCUUCAAACCAUGAUGCUCAGAAGGUAGUAUGGGAUGUAAAUAAAAAAGAAGCAGAUCUGGCACAGAUGCAAUCAGAGCGAAUUUUGGAAGAUGUGAGCGUUAGAAAUGAAAUGAUGAGGGAAAAGACCAAAGGUUUUCAAGAUGUUUGCCAUGCAGCUUUGCCCACCACUGAAACAAGUAAUACCAUGAUUAUGCGGGAUGCAGAUGCUGUAAUGGAACCUGAAGUUUCCAGUGGCAUUAAGAAGACGAAGAAAAAGAGGAUUGGCAAGAAUUCUGUCAGCACAAAUAUUGAGAAUCCAGGCAUCAACGAUACUCAGAAUGGCACCAGAGGUUCUUUGGACUUAUCUUCUCCAUCAGGGGAUUGUAUCACCACGGGAAUCAGAAAGGAUGAAAGCACCAGGCUCAAUGAAGGAAUGGAUGUCGAGAUGACACUGUUGGAUGCUUCUAACAAUGAUGCUCAGGAAAAAGUAUGGGAUGUAAAUAGAAAAGAAGAAGGGCGAAUUUCGGAAGAUUUGGGCGAUAGAAAUACAAUGAUGAUGGAAAAGACCAAAACGUUUCCAGAUGUUUGCCAUGCAGCUUUUCCCACUGCCGAAACAGAAAAUACUGUCAUGAAGCCCAAUCAAACGAACCAGGAUGAUGAGAAUACUGAGAAUAAAUCUAGAAAAACUAAAAAGAAAGGGAAGAAGCAAAAGCACACUGCACCAGAUGUCCAAGAAAAUUUGCCAGUUGAGGAUCAACAGGUUAGUGUUGAACCUUUAGCAACAAAAGAAACUUCAUUUGGUUUUUCAAAUUCUGAACUCACGGACAGAGAUUUAGAGUCAUCCCAAGUUUUGUCUCGUAAGAGCAAAGAAAAGGUAGAUGAGAAUUACGAGCUUGUCCUAAACACUGAUGGUCUCAAAGAAAAUACUGAAAAGGGCAGUGAAGGAAUCAACUUCAAGCAAUACUUUGUGGCUGACCAACUCCAGAAUCAAGUCGAUAUCAGUAACAAGGUAAGAAAGGAAAACAAGUUGAAGAGUUCAAAAGCUAAAGAUAAUGAACUGAUGAAAACUUCUAGUCCUUCUGAGUUGUGUGAGAUGCCUCGUCAGAAACCCAAUGACUUUGUUGUUCCCUCAUCCUCCCAUAAGAAGAAUCCAUCUUUGGAUAAAUCAAGCUCGAAAAGGUCCGUGACAUUGCACAACAAUAAGGGAAAUGAAAGGACGCUUUUGCGUUCACGUGUUAAAAAAACGAUGCCCAUGAAGACUCCGAAGAAAAAGAUUUUGUUGGCAAAGCCGGGAACAAUUUUUCAUAAUGAUAGUGGUGAAAGUUCUGGGGAUGAAAAAGGAACCUUGUUUUCAGAUGAUCGCACCCUCACUUCAUCGGAUAGUUCAUCCAUGUCAGGUGAUGACUCGGAAGGGGAAAGUGAAGCGAGCCAGAUUUCUACUCGCAAAGGAUCCAGUGCUGCAAAAGGAAAAACUUUGGCUAUGUUAGAAGAGGAGAAUGUGACGAUGGAUGUGAUCCUAAGAAGCUCGAAGCGGUUCAAGAAGGCGAAGGAGAUCGCCACCCAGAUCGAAGAAUCCCAGCCCAUCGAUUUUGUUCUGGAUAGUCAGCCCGUUUAACCUUGUCGUCGGAAUAGAUGUAAAAAAAAUUUCAGUACAAGGGAAAUACAGUAAUAUUUUCACUACAAAGGAAGAUGCCGUAGACUUUAUUUCA